AUGAGUGGCAGGGGCGGGGCGGAGUCCAGGUGCGCCUCGGCGUACACUUGGCAGAGCGCCUGGGAGCCGCCUGUGGGCAGGAGAGGAUCUGUCAAAUGCGAGGUUCCUAUAAUAAGAGCGACCAGUCCGGCUCCGAAAGUCAUGGCGACCGCAGCGUCUAACCACUACAACAUACUCACCUCCAGCGCAUCCAUCGUGCACUCGGAGCCUGGCAGCAUGCAGCAAGCCACGGCGUACCGGGACGCACAGAGCCUGUUGCAGGGCGACUACCCGCUCCAGAGCAACAGCCACACGCUCAGCCACGCACACCAGUGGAUCACGGCGCUGUCCCACGGAGAGGGAGCCCCGUGGUCCUCCAGCCCGCUCGGCGCGGAGCAGGACAUCAAACCCACGGUGCAGGGCGCCCGGGACGAGAUGCACAACUCCAGCAGCAACCUGCAGCACCAGUCGCGGCCGCCCCACCUGGUGCACCAGACGCACGGGAACCACCACGACAGCCGGGCGUGGAGAACCACCACCGCGGCGCACAUACCGAGCAUGGCGACGACGAACGGCCAAAGCCUUAUUUACUCCCAGCCGGGCUUCAGCGUGAACGGGCUGAUCCCGAGCAGCGGGCAGGGGAUGCACCACCACAACCUAAGAGACAGUCAUGACGACCACCACAGCCCGCACCUCAGCGACCACGGCCACCCGCCGUCCCAGCAUCAGCACCAGCACCAGCCGGGGAGCCACCACGACCACUCGGACGAGGAUACGCCGACCUCGGACGACCUGGAGCAGUUCGCCAAACAGUUCAAACAGCGGAGGAUCAAGCUGGGCUUCACGCAGGCGGACGUGGGACUCGCCCUGGGGACCCUGUACGGAAAUGUGUUUUCCCAAACCACCAUAUGCAGGUUUGAGGCCCUGCAGCUCAGCUUCAAAAACAUGUGCAAGCUGAAGCCUCUGUUGAACAAGUGGCUGGAGGAGGCGGACUCCACCUCGGGCAGCCCGACCAGCCUGGACAAAAUCGCUGCGCAGGGCAGGAAAAGGAAAAAACGGACUUCAAUCGAGGUAAGCGUAAAGGGAGCGUUGGAGAGCCAUUUUUUGAAGAGCCCUAAACCGGCAGCGUCGGAAAUAAUCGGCCUGGCGGACAGUCUGCACCUGGAGAAAGAGGUGGUGAGGGUUUGGUUUUGUAACAGGAGACAGAAGGAGAAACGCAUGACUCCUCCCGGAGGAGCUCUGCCAGGGAGCGAGGAUGUGUACGGGGACACGCCGCCGCACCACGGGGUCCAGACCCCGGUCCAAUGAACUCAGCCGGACCGCUCCUCCAGGACUUGUUUAUCCUUUUUAUUUAUCCCCGAGGGUAUAUAUAAAUCACUGGACUAUGAAGCGAUAUAGUGGUGUUUUAUGUAUGAUAGAUUGCAGUGAGUACUCACACAAUAUCUGCAGUGAAUCUGUGAGACACGGCGAGUGAGUGAGGGGAGGACAGGACAUUUGUUUUCCUCUCCCAGAGCUAAAGGAACAUAAGCCUGUGUUGUGUUCUCCGAGGAUACAUGGCCAGCACUGUGACUCCAGUCGACGCAGUUUCGAGGUGUAGCCCCCAUUGUGUUAUUGAAAUCAUACUUGACGAAAACAAAAGUAGAGGGAGGGGAAGGAUGGCAUACGUGUUUUUUAGACGACAGGCAUAGCUCAGCGGUUUCCAUUUGCCACUUUUUUUUAAUUUUUUAAAUCCAAUUCAACAUUUAUUUUGUCCUGUGCGUAAAAGGGAGAGCAGAGGCGUUUUAGUUUUGUAGCUCUACACUGUGCGUCCAGCAGUGGAUGGAUAGAUGGGUGGGUGGGUGUCGCAGUGGGGGUCAAAGGAGCUGCGUUAAUGGAGUAAACUGGGGGCCAGUGGAGGCUGCGGCCCCAGUCCAGUGGAGUCCAGCUGAGGGUGAGCAUCGGCCGAGUCCCAUCUGUCAGCCAGGCAGCACAGAGCCGCUCUGCGCUGCGGGAGGAACUCUGCUGGAAGCUGCAGGCCAUUCAGCUCUUAUUUAUUCUGAGAGGAUGUGGUCAUGGACAUUAUUAUUAUUAUUAUUAUUAUUAUUAUUAUUAUUAUUAUUAUUAUUAUUAUUAUUAAGUUCACUGGCUGACCUCUCCAGUGGCCUGCAGUGCAGUCGGACCCUGACCAAGUAUUACCGAGAUAUUCCAUGAUAUUCUUCACAAAACCAGCGUUAAAUAAUAUAAAUAAUAUUAAAUUCCCUCUGAGAGUUUCCCAGCUCAGGCUCCGUGGCGAUUGAUUUGAUUAUCUGGCACUUUUCCCACAACAGGAUGGGCUAUAGAUAUUAGCCUAUAGAUAUAUCUAUAGAGAUAUAUGUCAGCAACUCUCACAGAAAUUUUGGAUCCACUUUUGUAAAUAUUGUAUAACUUUGAAAAGUCAUGGCUUCAUCCCUUUUUUGUUUCUUUCUUCACUGGGGCACUUUUUUGGAUCGAUGUUUUCAAAAACAAGCGGGCUGAGUUUUCAAAAAUCCAGUUCUCAUUCAUAGCCUACCUACUGCCUUGUACUUGUGUGCUAUUUAACGUUUUUAUUUUUUAUUUUGUUGCCGAGGUUAUGCUCGUUUGCGGUUUUAUAAUUUUCUGUUUUAAUUUGACUCUGAAGACGUGUUUUAAAAAAACAUCUCACGUGGAAUUAGUUUAAUUUUGAUCAAUUGUCCGAUGAGUUCUUUUUUUUUUUGUGAAACUACAUUAGAUUGUGUUUCCAAUCAAAUUACUGUCUGAAUUCAGAUUUAACAUUACUGUCAAACCAUAAAUGAAUCAGGACAAAAACAGCGAGAUCGCCACCAUGAUUAGUGGGUUUGAAAAAGAAAGUAAAUAAUAAUGAUACAUUUCUCAAAUUUAAAUUUCAAAUCACACUUGGUGACAUUCCAAAAAUUGCAGCAUAUGAUCAAAAUUAUUAUUAUUAUUAUUAUUGUUAUUAUUAUUAUUAUUAUUAUUAUUAUUAUUAUUACUAUUAUUAUUAUUAUUAUUAUUUGUUCGUGAGCUUGUUGCCAUGCGUUUAAUUUCAGCCAUUUUGUUUAUCUUCGUGCUUUAUUCUGGGGGAAAUUGUUCGGAGAACUUUUAUUUUGUUUUUUAAUGAGAUUGUAAUUUAUUCUACGGUGGGUUUUUAUAUAAGUGACACAAAGAGCAAGAUAUAUAUGAAAUGACAGCGAAGAGGCUUUUGUUUUGAAGGGAAGGAGGGAUACUUUGUUUUUUAUUUUGUUUUAUUUGACUUUAGUUUUUCCAGCGGCAUUGCCACAGCCUGGACCGGUACAGUUAAAUGUACAUAUACAUAUUUUCUCCGCACAGCAUAUUGUUAUUUUUGUAUUAUUUUAUCUUAUCUUGUCUUAUCCUUUUUUUUUCAAACACAGAUAUCCAGGGAUGUGUUUUUCCUCUCUCAUGUGGGAACAGAAUUUCUCUUCUUGUUUUGUUUUUUCAUGCCAUUGAGAUGUUUUCCUCGGUAGCUUUAAUGAAUCGAUCCAAGUUUAAAUUCACGUUGUGGGACGUAGACCUGACCUGUAGCAAUCCGACGCCGUUUUCUUCUGGUUUUGGUUGAAUCGCCUGCUGUUAAACCUUUAUUUUUAUUUUGUAUGUUUUGA
Molecule: messenger RNA, 3590 nt
Organism: Hippoglossus stenolepis (Pacific halibut)
Lineage: Eukaryota; Metazoa; Chordata; Actinopteri; Pleuronectiformes; Pleuronectidae
Gene: pou3f2b
Product: POU class 3 homeobox 2b
Exons: 1
Coding region: 1-1287 (428 amino acids)
Biological process (GO): regulation of transcription by RNA polymerase II; brain development
Cellular component (GO): nucleus
Molecular function (GO): RNA polymerase II cis-regulatory region sequence-specific DNA binding; DNA-binding transcription factor activity, RNA polymerase II-specific
Source: RefSeq, a predicted model, not a curated record